AUGCGGCCACGCAAGCGCAACCAAAACAGCUACAAGAAUGAAGAACGCAAGUUCUUCCUGAACAAGUUCAAAGCCACGCAUGGUGUGAGCGAGCGUCAAUUCUGCCGCGACAACAAACUGGCGUUCUCGACUUGGCAAGGAUGGAGAACCAACGAGGCCAAGAUUCUUGCAAGCAAGCGACACGGACGCUUGGCAACGUUGGGUGGUCAGGGCCUUCGAGAGCUCAUACCGUUCAAGAACGAACUUCUCGCGUUCAUGCGAGACCGCCGAGGCACCGAGCGAUAUGUCCGGGUGUUCCAUCUCAUGCGAUGGGUCAAGCGACACCACCGGCCGUGGCUGGUUGACUACCUGUCAACAAAAAAGAAUGAUGCUGUCGGGUACAACUCAUUCCGUACGCUGUUGUUGAGGUUUUCGUAUCGACACCGCUUCCGUCAUCGAGUCCCAUGCAAAAGCAAGCUCUCCCAACAAGUGCUUGACGACGUGUGGCUCGGAUACGCUGCGUCGUUCUGGAACAAGUACAGCGAGUACGACAAGAGCCAAAUUUUGAAUGUGGACGAGACAGCCCUCUUGUUCGUUCGCAAGUUGGUCGAUUGCGGCAUCCGUGACAAGCGCAAACGCUGCCGCCGCUCGAUCCUUGGGCAUCUUCGAAAACCGGCGUCCGUCCACGAGAGCACACACAUAGUCAUGAUGAAGGUGGAUGACGAUAGCGACUGUCGCGUUGUGGUGAAUUCGCGUCUCGCUAUGCUGUUGAUGCGUUCAGAUGGCGUGGAAGUUGCAGGUCCCAAGAUACCGAUCAACUUGUCGCCACCUUCUCCAGCCUAG
Aphanomyces astaci is the source of this 822-nucleotide messenger RNA. RefSeq lists its product as hypothetical. The transcript has 3 exons. Lineage: Eukaryota; Oomycota; Saprolegniomycetes; Saprolegniales; Verrucalvaceae. The record is from RefSeq and is a predicted model, not a curated record. Bases 1 to 822 code for a protein of 273 amino acids.